Molecule: messenger RNA, 498 nt
Organism: Alternaria conjuncta
Lineage: Eukaryota; Fungi; Ascomycota; Dothideomycetes; Pleosporales; Pleosporaceae
Exons: 2
Coding region: 1-498 (165 amino acids)
Source: RefSeq, a predicted model, not a curated record
AUGGCCUCGUCGCCUUCGCCAAAGCCGCAGGGCCAGGAAGGAUUCCAUCCCAACAACGAGGAAGUUUCAACCACAGACCCGAGUCAUCACGAAGGCGAGAAGGACGAGAAUAGCCAGCCGACGAAAAGUAGGGUCAAGACGGACCCGCUGGAGAUCUUCGUCGACUCUAUGCGAGAAUGCGAGAACGCGCAUCACUUCCACAUGAUCUGCAGAGACGGAGUGAUGAGAGUCAUCGAAUACCUACCCGGGCCGCCCGACCAGGUUACUCAAACAAACAUCUUCGAUGCAAAGCCCAUGUCGCCGGAACUGAUCAAGUCAUGGUUAGACAGAGGAGUGAUACCAACCUUCGGCACCAAGAACGAGCGCGACGAAAGUAUGAGAAAGAACCGCGAGGAAAGGGCGGAGUUGGAACGCAAAGUCGCGAGUGGCGAGGUCGAGCAGGAGCCAACGAUAGCCUGUAUGGCCAUCCAGAGCAACUACGACCUGAGCCCUCGUUAG